UAUGUGAAACAUGUCAAUAGACUUUGACAGCGUGGCCCUACAAACUCAGCAUGAAGAAGAAUAUGACAGAGAAGACUAUGCCAGAGAACAGGAGCUGCAGAAGUUGUUGACUGAUCUUCCUGAUGAUAUGCUGGAGGACAGCAGAGAUGUGUCCUCUCCAGAGCUCAAUUAUUCUGGUUGUAGUGCAAACGGGACCUCUGGCAGCUCUAUCUGCUUUUCUGUUGAGGAUUAUGAGGAUGGCUACAUUCAGGACCAGUACCAUGAAGAAUACUUUAAUAGGAAUGAUAACGAGCAUGUUAACCAUGGCGAGCCCCAUGGUAAUGGAUGGAGUGAGCAGCAGGAAGGGGAAGAUGAACACAGGUAUAUGUAUAACCACAUUGGUUAUGAGUACCUCAACACAGAUGCUCAAGAUGUUGCUGGCAGCAAGGAUUACAGUAUAGAUGAAAGAGUUGAACAAGAUCCAUAUGUCCAAACCAAUCCAUAUCACCUUCCUGGAACAUAUCAACAACACGCUGAAGGACCCAGGGAAGCAUUUAGUCAUGAUGAUCAGAAUGUUCAGAGACACCAGUAUCAGUGUGUCUUCUCCUUAAAACAGGGUUUUAUUGAAACCGGCAAUUUGGGUGACAAACCUAUGGACGACUACAAAGUCAACUAUAACAGACAUCUGCCUGCAGUGCAGCCUAAAACCUUCAAUGCCAAAGUGAACAACAAAGAUGCCAAAUUUGAACAGAUGCAGAUAGAGUUCUUGUAUCCUGGUACAAAUUCAACAGAAACCCAACGCAUUGCACAGUUCCAGGUCCUCUAUAAGGCUCGAGGAAGACAGCUUGAAGAACUUCAGCAAAAGCUGGAAGACUGUGGCCGACACAUGAGAUACCUUAAUCACCAGCUUGCUAUAGCAAAGGAUGAAAAGAAGGGUUUGGCUGUUACCCUGCAAGAAUCUGGAAAGCUGAUUAAAGAUGGAAAAGAAAAGGAGGUGCAGUUAUUAGGGCAGAUUAAAGCCUUGGAGUUUCAAGUUCAAACCUUAACUGCCAAUGAAGAAAAGAAUUUGGAAAAUCAGAAUGCGGCAGAGGCAGCCCUGGACAGUAUGCAGCAGCAGAUGACGGAGCUCUGCCAUUCAGAAUCUCUUACUCGAGCCAGGGUGCAACACAAGAGUAUCCUUGCAGCUUUAAAGGAAAAGCAUGAAGACAAAGUGUUGGCUUUGCAGCAGAAACUAGAUGCACAGAGCCACGCUGUGGAAGAGCAGAAAGAAAUUUGUCAUCGCCUUCGAGAACAGAUAAAGCAACAAGAACGACAACAGGAAGAAGCCAAAUUGGAGAAAGUUGAAAUAAUCAACAGACUCACAAAGAGUUUGGAGGAAAGCCAGCAACAAUGUACAAACCUGCUGCAGACAGGUACAGUGCAGGAGCUCAACCAACUGAGAUAUCAGCUACACCAAGCACAAUCUGCUAAAAAUAUCAGCGACAGCAUGAACAAGUCUUUGCAGGAAGAGCUUGGUGAAUUAAAUGAACAAAUAACUCUCUAUGAAUCUGCUGGUAAAUUUGGAGUUCUUUCUACUGAUCCCUGUGGUGAUUCAGAGGCUCCAAUGUCUGAUUCCUAUGUGGAGCUGGGUAUCAAGAACGUUAACUGGAAAAGUACCAAAUUUCACAGGUACGCCUCAUCUGUUGGAAGAACUGAUAAGAGCAUGUCUAAGGAUGAUAUAAUAAUGGAUCUUAAAGCUGAGCUGGAACGUUUCUUGGGGAGUUUUAAAGUCAAGAGACAAAAGAUUACCCAGUUACAGGAUGAACUCAGACAAUCUCAGAGACAAGUGCAAGAACUGAAAACUCAACUGGAGAAAGCUGAAAAGAAUGCAAAAGAUCAUGAGGUCGGAGAAAACGGCUUGGAAAAACAACUGGAAAUAUCAGUCACUGAUAAGGCAGUGAAGGAGGAGGUGGAAAGGCUUCAAAGAGAAAACCAAUGCUUGCAGCAGGUUAUUGAGAAACUAAGACAUCAGAUCAAGGAAUUGAGUGAUAACAAAGAGAUGCUUAAAUUGGCAAACCAGGAGCUGUGCACCGAAAUGAGAAAGAUGAUGCAGGAUUUCGACCAGGAUAAGCAGGAGACCACUGAAAGGUAUGAAAAAAUACACCAGCAGCACCGUGAAGAUAUUGUAAGUCAUUUGCGUGGAGAGUUAUUACAGGAGCAUGCGCUUGAGAAAGAGCAGCUGACGCAGCUUUAUGAAGAAAAGAUACAUUCUUUGGAGGUAAAACUUUCUGAUCUUAAUCGGGAGAUGGUUAGAGUACAAGAAUGCUACAUCACUGUCUGCAAGGAAAAUAAUUUAUUGGAAGAAGAUUUAAGAGGGAAACUGGAACAAGAGAUGGCAUUAAAAGAGAAUGAGUUAAAGAAGCAAUUCUCUGAAGAAAACAAAAUUUCCUUAGAAAGUUUCAAGUCUGAAUUGGAAGAAAAGUUAUAUGGCUGUCAAGAGCAAGAAAAGGAAGAACUGCUAUCCUGCAGUAAGCAUUACAUUCAGAAGCUGGAAAAAUCAUGUAACGAUCUACGAAAAAACCUGGAGAAAGCUUGCAGGCAGCUUCAGCAGACUGUAAGAGAGAACAAGGCUAAUGUGCAUAACAUAAAAGCAGAGUAUGAAGAGGCCAUUAAGAAAGAAAGGGAAGAAGGUUUAAGAAGAGUUCAAGAAGUAAAGGCAUCUGGGAAAACAGCAGCCACAAGAUCACAAUUCGAAGACGAGUCUGAGCCCUGUAUUCAAAAAGGGUUAGAAGAAAUCCAGGAACAAUAUUUGAGAGCUGUUUGUAAAAUUAGAGGGGACAUGCUUCGGUAUAUCCAAGCAAGCAAGGCGAGAGCAGCUGAAAUGAUAAGAGUGGAGGUAUUGAGGGAGCGACAAGAGACUGCUCGGAAAAUGCGAACAUACUAUUUGACCUGUUUGCAGCAACUGUUGGAAGAUGGUGGAAAGAACAAAGGUGCUGAACAGAAAAUUAUGAAUGCUGCUAGCAAACUAGCUGCAUUGGCAAAAAAGUGUUUUUGGAGGAAUUUGUUCCUUUUUUUUAUUUCACAAAUUAAAGGUCAAGAGCAAGAAAAGGAAGAACUGCUAUCCUGCAGUAAGCAUUACAUUCAGAAGCUGGAAAAAUCAUGUAACGAUCUACGAAAAAACCUGGAGAAAGCUUGCAGGCAGCUUCAGCAGACUGUAAGAGAGAACAAGGCUAAUGUGCAUAACAUAAAAGCAGAGUAUGAAGAGGCCAUUAAGAAAGAAAGGGAAGAAGGUUUAAGAAGAGUUCAAGAAGUAAAGGCAUCUGGGAAAACAGCAGCCACAAGAUCACAAUUCGAAGACGAGUCUGAGCCCUGUAUUCAAAAAGGGUUAGAAGAAAUCCAGGAACAAUAUUUGAGAGCUGUUUGUAAAAUUAGAGGGGACAUGCUUCGGUAUAUCCAAGCAAGCAAGGCGAGAGCAGCUGAAAUGAUAAGAGUGGAGGUAUUGAGGGAGCGACAAGAGACUGCUCGGAAAAUGCGAACAUACUAUUUGACCUGUUUGCAGCAACUGUUGGAAGAUGGUGGAAAGAACAAAGGUGCUGAACAGAAAAUUAUGAAUGCUGCUAGCAAACUAGCUGCAUUGGCAAAAGUGUUGGAAAUGCCUGCUCCUAAUAGAAAGUGCAAUAAAAAGGAAGUGACAGGUGUGUAUUAA
This is a messenger RNA of Polyodon spathula (Mississippi paddlefish), 3664 nucleotides long. Its product is annotated as centrosomal protein of 152 kDa-like. Lineage: Eukaryota; Metazoa; Chordata; Actinopteri; Acipenseriformes; Polyodontidae. The record is from RefSeq and is a predicted model, not a curated record. Gene Ontology annotation, biological process: centriole replication. Gene Ontology annotation, cellular component: centrosome. The coding region runs from base 11 to 3664 and encodes 1217 amino acids. The transcript is spliced from 27 exons.